AAUCGAGCGACCCACCCAGCAAAUGCAGAGGAGCACCAUACCAGUAGUAUCAACGCGACGAUCGUUAAGGCGACCCGCUUCGUCGUCUGUUUGAUCCAGAAGAUUAUCGUUUUCGAUAUUCAAAAAAAAAAGCCCCCGGUGCCAGUUAUAUUGUGCUUCAGUGAUUUUUUUUAAUCCUCAGUUAUUGACGUUUCUAUCGUAUCCGAUAGGUUUCAUUGAGACAACGAGAAUAAGAAAAAAAAAGUGGUGAAUUAACGCCCACCGGAGUGAAAGGGCACUCCAGUGUCCCGUGUUUGCGAUUUUUUUUUUUCGGCAAAUAUCAUUGAGUGACAAACAAAAUUCAAUGCCCAUUGGGAAUAUGACAGGCACAAUUAUGCUCAACGCACUACUAUUCGUAUUUGGAAUGCUAGCAUGUCAGGCGCAGGCUGUUUCAGAAAGGCUGGAAUUAGCACCGGCAGGUGGUCGAUCGGAACCUCAGGUUGCAACCCUAUGUGAAGCUAGUGACGUGUACUUGGCACAGCACAUGGGAGAGCAGGGGCGAUGGGUCUCUUCAACCGACCAGAAAAGUUGCAUGUCCGAUAAACUUGAGAUUCUCGAGUAUUGCAAAAAGGCUUAUCCCAAGAGAGACAUCACGAAUAUCGUAGAGUCAUCUCAUUAUGUCAGGGUAGGCGGUUGGUGCAAGCCAGGAAGAACUAAGUGUAAACUUUCCAGAUGGGUGAAGCCAUACAGAUGUCUGGAGGGACCCUUCCAGAGUGAUGCACUUCUAGUACCGGAAGGCUGUCUUUUUGAUCAUCUACAUAAUCAUACAAAAUGUUGGGAAUCUCACAAGUGGAACUCAACGGCAGCUGAUACCUGUCGCGAGCGAAAUAUGAAUCUCCGAAGUUUCGCAAUGCUUCUACCCUGCGGAAUAUCUCUGUUCUCAGGCGUUGAAUUCGUCUGUUGUCCAAAGCAUCUGAAAGAGAAUGCCAAGCCCAAGAAGCCAAUUGAUUUACCAGUUCCAAAGGAUGUUGACGAUGAUUUGGAUGAAAACGAUGAUGAUUUGGAUGAUGAAGAUGAUUCGGAUGCUGAUAGUGAGAACGACAGCGAUGCUGACAGCGAUGAUGAUAACUCAGACGGUGAUCUCGAGGAUGUGUUGAGUGAUCAAGCCUACGAGGAUGAUCGAGACGAUGCUUAUCUUGAUGAUUAUGAUACGACAACAGUUGGGAGUAAGCCAUCAACAAUUGCUCCAACUACGGAGAAAAGUAAACAAGAACUUACAGCCAUGCCCGUACCAGUUAGCUCGAGUACACAGCAACCGACUCAGCCACAGGGGACACCGGAUCCAUAUCUAACACACUUUGAUCCACGAUCUGAGCAUCAGAGCUAUAAGCAAGCCCAGAUGAGACUUGAGGAAGUGCACAAAGAGAAAGUCACCAAGGUGAUGAAGGACUGGAGUGAUCUUGAGGAGAGAUAUCAAGAUAUAAGGGCCAGAGAUCCAGUUGCUGCAGAUGCAUUCAAACGAUGGAUGACCGCACGAUUUCAAGAGACUGUCGCAGCACUCGAAGCGAGUGGUGCAGCUGAGAAACAUCAGCUGAGUGCAAUGCAUCAGCAACGAGUUCAAGAAGCUGUCAAACAAAGGAAUGAAGAGGCAAUGUCUUGUUACACUGCUGCAUUAAAUGAAACACCACCAAACAUGCAUCGAAUUCAAAAAUGCCUGCAGAAACUUUUGCGCGCUCUUCACAAAGAUAGACACCAUACCAUCGCUCACUAUAAGCACUUGCUGGACAGCAGUCUUGAGCAGGCUCAACGUGAGAAACCAGCUACUUUGGAACACCUAGCAGAAAUCGAUAGAAUUACGAAUCAGAGUCUACUUAUGCUAGAACGGUAUCCGGAAUUGAGUGCAAAAAUUGGCCAGCUGAUGGAUGAUUAUGUACUGGCCCUCAGGAGCAAGGACGAGACACCUGGACUCUUGCUUGCGAUGACUCGUGAAGCUGAGGCGGCUAUUCUGGACAAAUAUCAGGCAGAUGUGGCCAGUAAACAGCAAGAAAAAGAACAUCAAAAACAACUGGAACGCGAACGUAAGGAGCAGAGAAAGGCUGAAAGAGGUGAGUUACGUACGGAACAGGAGCAGCACGAAGAUACCGAUCCGGUGGUAGAGAAAAAGGAUGUGCCGCUAGAACCACAGCAGGCUCCUGCUGCGGCUGCGAUACAUACUGAAGGAGUUGUGAGGCCUGCUCACAGUAUGAUUCAUGACGUCUCGCAUUCAGAGCCGGGUUACUCUGUAAGACGAGAGGUGUAUCACAGAGAGAGUCGAUCAGUUUACUUCACAGUGGCAUUUGCAGGCAUUGCACUGAUUGCCGUAGGUAUGGUUGGCGUAGCAGUAUUUAAAAGACGAAAUGCACGAAGCCCUCACAGUCAGGGCUUUAUUGAAGUAGAUCAAGCAGCAACACCAGAAGAACGACACGUAGCCAAUAUGCAGAUAAAUGGCUACGAGAAUCCAACAUAUAAAUAUUUUGAAGUCAAGGAGUAACUUUAUCACCCUUUAAAAUCAUAAUAAGUAUCUCCGAUUCAUUGUUUUCUCACGGUAGUUUAUUCGUUUUUCGUCAAAUUGAGUAAGUGAAAGAGAUCUAUAUUAUAAUUGAUGUCUAUCGUUUGUAUCACCAGGCUGUACAUGAGUAGACAAUAUUUCAGUCAUCAUAGCGAAGUAUUGAGUCAUUUUUUUUCUUAGUUGAAGAUGUUUCCAAUUGGAAUCAGAUAGUAUUAGUCAUCAACACUCCGUACAAUGAUCAAUGAUCGCAGCGCAGCAAUCUUAGGAAUUGUUAUCAACAAUAAAUUAACCGUCCCAAGAAAAAAUUCAACAGCUUUUGACAUCUUCUACAUCCCUAGAAUAAUCAUCUUUCAAGUUUUUCCUUUUGGAAAUCCAUCUUCAUGGGGAGAUAUCCAAAGCAAAGUAAUCUAAGACAGACUGGUAAUUGCUGCGUCGUCUCAAUGCGAUCAUAAUCGUCAGUUAAAUAUUGGCGAAUCAGCCGGUGAGAAAGAAUAAUAUUGAAUUAGCUAGUUCGACAUUCUUACGUACUCAUUUAUUUAUCUUUAGCUUUCGUUGAAAAACUCGGUGAAAAAUUUAUAUUUGUUAGAGCACUCUAUGGUAAUUUUAUUUAUAUUAAAUGACGUUUGGAAGUUGAGCGCAAUGAACGGAGUGUUGAAUGAAAUUCUGUCUACAGGACAUAAGUUCAGAAAGAUGCCAUCAGCGGCAAAAAAGUGCCAUGAAAAUGAAAAUACGCAACUUAUGGACAAAAAAUCUGGGAUUCCAAUCAUCGAAAGUAUUUGGAUUAGUCAAUCAUGCUCUGAUAUUUUAAGCGAUAACAUUUAAUUAGUAUUGUCUCGAUAAAUUUCGCAGUUUCGCUGCUUGAAAAUAAUCGAAAGCAAUCGAAUUGUAGAGCUAAAUAAAUAUUCUCGCUACCAGAACAAAGAAACAAUUGAUGAAAUUAAAAACUAGCUUUUUGAAUACGAACAAGUAAGCAAAAAUGCGGCAUGAAUACCAUCACAUGAAAAAUACUCUUGGAAUAUCAGAACGUCAGUUGAGGUAAUUUUGUUAUUCAGUUUUCCUCUUACAUUCAAUUUUACCGUACCUCUAAACUUUUUUCCAUUUUAAUAUAGUUUUUAGAUUUUACGCCCUUUAUUUUCCCAGUGAUUCUUGAGUACUUAAUGUCUAUUGAGUUUCAUAAAUAAUUAGAUGUUUAAAAACACUGAGGAGCACUGACAUAUUCAGUUGAAGAAAACUGGAGUGAAAGCAAGAAAUAGAUUAAUCUAUCAUUCGAAUAAAAAAAAUAGCAAUUAAGAGAGUAGUCUACUAUACUUGUUUUUGUAAUUUUAUUUUUCGAAUAUCACGAAAAAUCACUGUGAUGAAACUAACAAUGGAAAAUAUUCGAGAGGCUCGUUCGAUUUUACCGAACCUUCGUCUCACAAAUGAAAUUUGUGUGCAUACAACGUCGUUAUAAAUCAUGUCGGGACUGUCGAAUAAAAGGAACAAGACUAUUUUUCUUCAAAAAUGGGGUUAUUUAGAUGGAGUAUAAAGUUAUACAGUGGUACAGUGAAUUCGAAAAAUAAAAUACCCUCGUGGUAAUAAAUGCCAUCAGGAGCAAGACAAAGCUGUUGGAGUUUUGAUUUACAUUUUUUUCUAAUUCAAUGAAUUUUUUGAAAUUAAAGAACAAACGCGUUCAUAACAAUAAUUAUCUUAGGAUAAGAUUAAUAAUGCAUAUGCAUGUAUGAUGACGAUGGUGAUGAAUAAUAUACUACACGUUUAACGCUUAUAUAUUUGUAUAUGAUCAAGAAAAGAUAGAAGACACGCACUUUGGCUCCGUUAGCACGAAGGAGCACACACACGCAUAUGCAUACAUUAUACACUUAAAACAUACCUCCAAAUAUACGAGAUGAACAUUUCAUUUGAAUUUAUAUCCGCUGAUGUGGUAUGGAGAAGCGUUGAAAUGAAUUUGAAGAGUCCGUGAACAUUCAUUCCCUUCCAAAAAAAGUAACAAGGGGUAGGGGAGCUUUUAAGAGCUUCGUGCGGCAAAAUUCGCUAUAAAUCAAUACCUAACUUAUAAUAUGUGCAUCGAAAUUAACUAAAGAAUUAUUCAAAUGAAUGAUAUGUGUACUGAUUGCCUACAUUCCCAGAUUGUCGCAGUGCUGUGAAAUAACCCGAUGAAAAUCAUGAGUAUAGGAAAUGAUUAAAUCGUCUUACUCACCCUCCACGAGUUUGAACUAAAAAAUAAAGUAUUUGGCGCAAUUAAUUUUCAAUUGAAAACCUCCAUUAUAUAGUAUUAUUUUAGAUACUCUGAAAGGAUAUAGCAAUACACAACAGAGAGUGUACUACAUUAAAUUCUAAUGAUAUAUAAUUAUAUAGACAUAAACAUAUACAUAGGAUUACAGAUCUGCGUAUAUAUUUAUAUAUCAUUACGAAGGCAGAUUUAUUAUUGUACCUAUAGCAUGUAGUGUUGUGUAAAAACACAUUGUCGCAUAUAAAAUGUGGAACUGACGCCGAGUCACAGGUUCAUUUGAUAAUUUUUUUAUUUGGUUUAUUUGUUCGCUCGUUAUAAAAUUUCAUUCGUUUUUAUCUGUGAUGAAAAACGUGAGAACAGUCAUUGCAUAUUCAUAACAGAUUUAUCAUCACAAUAAAGUUCUUGUCUGGUGAAUAUUGCGAUUGAUUGACGUAGGAUUUAAUUUUUCAGCGUUAGCGAAUUAAAGCAUAUCAGUUGUGAUACCAUUAAUUCCUGUGAAAACAGACAAAAAUUAACACCCCUGGCCCUGCUCUCUGAAAUGUAUGCGUAUGUGCGUGUAACCUGCAUCCUUAGAUGUAACGAUCCUGUGACCCGGUUCUGGGCCGCUCUAAGUAAAUUUAAAAAUUGAUUUUUGUAAAGAGGUAAUAAUUCUAUAUAUGGAAAUAAUCAACCUAGCUUAAAGUGAAGACAAACUACAAAGCAGGUGAGGUGUGAGAAUAACAAAUUGAAAGAUUAAUAAUAAACAGAAAUAUACGUCCUUCGGUAGGAGUCCCAAUUGUGAGGGGAUUAAAAUGGAAAAAAAGAAAUGAUAUUAUAACUGCACGGUUCAAUAAAAUUCGUUACGAUUUCGGGAAAUUACUAAAAGAUAAUCCUCUGGGGAAUAUAUUUUGGAAUUAGUAGAACGGAUUAAAUAGUCAAAGUGGAAGACGGAUUUCAUCUCGGUAUGGAUCCAACGAGUGAGGUAAACUGUGUCUGGAUAAUAGGGUCAUUCAUUUUACAAUCGAUCGGUGAGAAAGCGUUGUAGGUGUGCAUUGAAGUUGAUAGUCAGGACAGAAGGAAAUUACGAGUUUGAAUGUGACACACUUUUUCAAGUUCAUAUCCGCACGUUUCGAUCAGUUUCAUAUCAAGUGUAUUUGGUCGAGCAAUCGACAGUUAAUGAUUAGCUCACACCACACGAUUGAGCGGAAAUGGAAAAAGUGAUCUUUUGGGCAUAAAUCGACACAUAAAAUGCUGUGAAUACAGUUUAUGAGGAAAGAAUUUAUGGAAUGGAAAUUCUAAUAAACACGUCGAAAAUUAUUCGGAGGACGGGGUGACACUUUUGGGCCCAAAUUAAAGCGAAUUUCAUUGAACCAUGUUAUGGGUUGCACCUGUAUUUACGAAAAAAAAACAGAACUUAUUCCUUUUUUUGUGAUCUAUCGGACAUCUAAAGUUCUUCCUCAAUUUAGUGUCACAAGCAAAAAACGAGAAGGCGACUAUUUUUUUCGUUGUUAUUACAUCCUUUACACUUGUAGUGAAAAAGAGUUAAUAAAAGCUAAGCAAUUGUGUACUAGACGACGUUUUUCUUCGCACAUUCAUAUACUCAUAAUUUAGGUCUGUCAAAAUCGUAUUCUUUGUGACUGUACAAUAACAACCUGAAUUCGAAGAAAAUGAGGAAACAAAUUGAGACAUUCAAAGAGGGAAUGAAAAUCACUAUAUCAUGCUGGCAAUUGACCAAUUUGUGAGAGAACAUGAGGAAUUAAGAAUGCGUGGAAGCUUUCACUAAGUAACCGCCGUAUAUACCGUAUAUACCGUGUUUUUGUCGGUACCUGGAAAAUUAUUUCGAUAUUUCCACAUCUAUAGGAAAAUAAUUCACUCAAUCUAUUUCUAUAGAGCAAAAAUUCAUUUAAAAAGACAAUUGGCAUAAGUAUCUGACUUCUAAAUCUUAAAUUUGAAUAGAAUUGCUGUUCUUACAAAUGUAAAUCUUUCGAUGAAUAAUUCGUUCAUAAUCACUCUAGCGAAUUGAGUGAGUGAACGUGUCUCAUAGUAACAAUUUGUGUCUGCGUUCGUUUGGUUUAUCUGGCGAUUGCUCGAUAUAACAAGAAGCUUGGAGCUAAUGUGGACGAAUUUUUCUACCAGGGCAGAAUGGAAUAGGAAGAACCGUUAUACAAACAAAUCUUUGAAUUCUCUUCACCCAAUAGACUAAAAAAUGUAAAGGUGUGGGUAAAGCUGGCAUCGCCAGAAAGAGUCAAAUUCAAAAAUUGAAUGGAUGAUGAUUCAGGAAUAAUUGUUGAGAAUACAAGCUCGAUACAGGCCACAAGGUUCAUAUGAUGUUACUACCCUGUCCCUCCACCUCAAAAAGACUAUUUAUGGGUGGCCCUUAGACCUGUUAACUAGCUCGUAUUUUCAACGCUCUUGAAAAUUUAGUAUAGAGCUGAUGAAUAUUCAUUUCGAAUAUUUUUCUCAUCUUUUUAUACAUUCGGUGAGGAGAAUUUCCAGAACAAAGAUUUAUAUUCGUAUCGUUUUUUUACUUCUCGCUGCUUACCCCUUUCCUUUCAUUCUCGAAAGAGGACGACAAAUACAAUAAUACGAAUCAUGGAUAAAAGAAUAAUUAUGUUUGUGGAUACAUGUAAUUCUACUUACCAAUAAAUAAAUGAUGGAAUACCCAUA
Diachasmimorpha longicaudata is the source of this 7400-nucleotide messenger RNA. It is a transcript of the gene Appl, whose product is annotated as amyloid-beta-like protein. NCBI's taxonomy places the organism in Eukaryota, Metazoa, Arthropoda, Insecta, Hymenoptera, Braconidae. Gene Ontology annotation, biological process: axonogenesis; central nervous system development. Gene Ontology annotation, molecular function: transition metal ion binding; heparin binding. The transcript has 15 exons. Gene Ontology annotation, cellular component: neuronal cell body; membrane; neuron projection. The record is from RefSeq and is a predicted model, not a curated record. The coding region runs from base 344 to 2509 and encodes 721 amino acids.